Molecule: messenger RNA, 2862 nt
Organism: Sander lucioperca (pikeperch)
Lineage: Eukaryota; Metazoa; Chordata; Actinopteri; Perciformes; Percidae
Exons: 4
Coding region: 209-2311 (700 amino acids)
Molecular function (GO): catalytic activity
Source: RefSeq, a predicted model, not a curated record
GUCACAUGACUGACAGGAACUGAGCUGCAGGUUAACGCCCAGAGAUAAAACUCUGCUGCAGACAGAGGUACAAACACAGAGCCUGAACAUCCGCCUUCUCUUCAACCGUUAUUUAGACACAACAGGACUUUCAGAAACAAACUUGAUCUCUCAGCUGCAGUUUUCUGCUCUCUAGUGCGAGGAUCAGGAAGACACAGAGACCUCCAUCAUGACCACCGCCGACCAGCUGCUGGAGCAUAUGUUCUCCUGGAUCGAGCAGAGGGAGAGCUGUGCCAAGCAGCUGAAGAAACUGGCCCAGGAGCUGGAGUCACUCAGGGAGAAAUGCAACGCCAGUGAAUGUGUUGGCAGCUCAGUGGCAGUGGUGGGAGCUGCAUGUGUGAUCGGGGCCGGCGUGGCCACUCUGUUGACCGCUGGAGCAGCUGCUCCAUUUUUAGGUUUGUUAGGAGCAGCGUAUUCAGGUGUAGGUGUCGCUGUAUCUGUGGUGACUAAAAUCACUGAGCACUUCUUAUCCGGUGCCACCAUGAAAGAGGCGCAGAACAUAGAACAGAAGAGCAACGAAAUUGAAGAAGAAAUACAAAAACUGUUCCAGCAACUGAAGGCGGAGAGGAGGGAGGCGAGUUCCUUCACAGACCCAGAUGAUCUGGACCGACACAUCGUGACUGAAAUCCUGAGAGCCAUGGUCAGACGGAGUGGACUGGAUCGGAAGAUCAACUUCCACAUGCUUGAUGAUGAGCCACAGUUUUUCUUCGAUGGACCAAGAUCCAUGGGGCUCAACCGGGACUACUUCAGUACUGUAGUGAUGGUUGGAUUUUUGGGAAUUUUAGCAUUUUUCACAUUUGAAGUUAGAGGGAAAAAAUUUAAAUUUUUGUUUGCUAAAGGAGCUAAAGAACUCAUCAAACGACUGUCUACAACUGCAUUUAAAACAACCCUUAAAGGAGGAGCCAAGGUUGUGGGAGGAGCUGUUGGAAUGGCGUUUGCACUUUCUGAGGCGAUUGACAACUGGAAAGACUCAAUCAAGAAGAAUCAUGUGACUGAAGCGAGCCAAUCACUGAGAGAUACAGCCGAUGCUAUUCUAAAGAUGACCCGGACAUUGAGGGGACAGUUUGAUGACAUGAAGAAGAUGUUUGAUGACAUCGCUAAAAGUCAACAACACGAAGAAGAGCUUUCCAAUAGGAAAAACAAGACUCAAGACUGUACAGAACAGCCAGAGGAAGAGGAGAGUGAUGGUGAGGAUGAAGGGAGCGAUCAGGAAGAAGAGGAGAGUGAUAGUGAGGAGGAAGGGAGCGAUCAGGAAGAAGAGGAGAGUGAUAGUGAGGAGGAAGGGAGCGAUCAGGAAGAAGAGGAGAGUGAUGGUGAGGAGGAAGGGAGUGAUCAGGAGAAAGAGGAGAGUGAUAGCAAGGAAGAGAUAGAAGAUGAUGAAAGCAAGCAGACAAAACGUCAUCGAAAGGAGACUCAAAUUGAAGAAAGAGAAGAGAGUAAAGAAGUGUUGGAACGGUGUCAGGAUCAGAGAAGUAACAGCAGCACUGCCGUGGAAAGCAAUCACGAGCUUGAGAACAACCAAACACGUCCUGCAGCAAUAAGGGUGGCGUUGCUCAAUCUUUGGUCUAUGAAUAACAAAACAUCCCGCAUCUUAGAGCUCAUAACACAAAACAAUCUGGACGUCUUUCUCUCAACAGAGACUUUCCUAAGAGAAGACACCGGAGACAGAGUCCUCCGGGAGGCCUCGCCAUCAAAUUUCAAUUUUUAUUAUCAGGCGAGAGCUAGUAGAGGGGGAGGGACAGCGAUUCAGUUCACACAGACAUUGCAGGGUGAACAAAUUCAUUUUGACUCCCUUGACAUAACGACCUUUGAAUUUGUUGCAGCAGUUCUGCAACAUGAGGAAUGGGACGAACCUGUCCUUAUUAUUAAUGUGUAUCACAGACCGGGGUACAACUUGACCCAAUUCCGCGCAUUCCUGAAUGAGUUUCAAGCACUGCUGGACCAUCUCAUAUAUCUCAACUACAACAGCAUCAUUGUGACCGGUGAUUUCAAUAUCUGGGUUGAUGUUGAAAAUAGGCGCUCUACUGAUGAGUUUGAUUGGCUUUUGUUGAUUAACAAUCUGGACCAGCAUGUACGGGAGCCAACACACCGGGCAGGUCACAUUCUGGAUCUGGUGAUCACCAGAAAUGUUGAAAUCUUUGAUCGCUUUGUCUUGAACAAUGGAAUAUCAGAUCAUUACACAGUUUAUUUCAACGCGAGGCCAGUGUCAAAAGAUACGAGGGAGAAAACUAAUGAAAACAUGGAACAGGACAAGCAGGUGAAGGAGGAAUAGAAAGUUUAUCAGGUUUAGAAAAAUAGAGCAACUUCAACAGUAUUAUUGCAAAUUUGGCUUUUGACAGUUUAAUGUAGCUGCUUACCGAUUUUUCCUGCUAAAAGCUAAGGAGUUAGCCAUCACGGGGUGUCUUUGUAGCCUUUACAGAAGGUUUUCUAUCCAGCCUGGAAGUUGUGCCUCUUUUCGGAGUUGUUCAGCAAUAAAUCCAAACGCUUAUAUCCAAGAUUUAUCCACUUGAUGCCCAUAAUUUAUCACGUUUUCGGUCAUUUCUGCCGCUAGCUCUGUGCUACCGUCUAGUAUAAAUCUCCCAUGAUGCUUUGCGAGAGUGUGUUGACAUUUUUCAACCAAUGGGAAGGCAGGUCCUUCACACAAAGACUAUGUAGUGGAAAAGAUAGAUCACUCCAGCGAAUCCGAGCGAGAACAAAGAGUAAAGUGAAAAAGAGAGAUAACUCUGGUCUAUUACCGUUCUACAGAGAAGAAUGGCGUCACUGUUUAGAGAUGUGGCAUACAUUUGGGCCUUUUUUGAAGAAAUGUAAAUAGUUUGUCAUUUA